Peromyscus californicus insignis is the source of this 2050-nucleotide messenger RNA. RefSeq names its product F-box protein 5 (gene Fbxo5). Bases 233 to 1513 code for a protein of 426 amino acids. NCBI's taxonomy places the organism in Eukaryota, Metazoa, Chordata, Mammalia, Rodentia, Cricetidae. The record is from RefSeq and is a predicted model, not a curated record. Gene Ontology annotation, biological process: regulation of mitotic nuclear division; negative regulation of meiotic nuclear division. Gene Ontology annotation, molecular function: zinc ion binding; protein binding. Gene Ontology annotation, cellular component: nucleus. The transcript is spliced from 5 exons.
CCCCGCGGCCUCCUAUUGGGCGAGCGAGGGCGUCCCCCUCACGCCGUCUGCCUAUUGGCGCGCGCGUGCGGACGCCGCGCCCCAUUGGUCUGUUCUGAUUUGGGCACCAAAUUCAAAGAUUUUAAAAGUACCAGCUGGCGCCUUUUAAGAGCUACAGCUCGGCGCCGCGGCCGGUCGCCUCUUCCCUCCGGUCGCCGCCACUUCACCUGCGUCGGAGCCCGCAUUCUCCGGCAUGAGCCGGCGCGUUUGCAGCGGUCUGCCCCGGCCGUCCUCCUGCCCCUGCGGCCUCGGCGCGCGGACGGUCGCGGACGGUUGUAAAGAAGAAAGUCCUGUUCUUUCCGUUAAAAUGAAGUGUUUUAAUUGCAACCCUGAUCUUUCCGAACUUGAAGUGGUAAAACCUGAGGAGAGUGGGAAACAAGUUUCCUACAAUCCUGUGUGUUUGGAGCCUUCCUGCAAGGACUGCUUUAGAAACCAGGAAAGGUUAUCUUUCAUUGAGUCACCAAUUGUGGGACCUGAUAACAACAAGGAAAAUCAACGUGUACAAAAACUGCUCAAUAGUUCAAGUGAAAUAGAGGAGCUAGAGGCCAGCAGACUGUAUGAAGACAGUGGCUAUUCGUCAUUUACACAUCAGAGUGAACAGGAGGAUGGCAUCCUUAUCCUGGAGAAUUUCAGAAACAGUAGCCAGCCCCGCCUGCUGCCGUCACAGAGCCCAGACCAGUAUCCCAACAAACACCUGCUGCCUGUCCUGCAUUUUGAAAGAGUGGUUUGCUCAACAUUAAAAAAGAAUUCCAAACGAAACCCGAAAGUGGAUCGAGAAAUGCUGAAGGAAGUUAUCGCCAGUGGGAACUUUAGACUACAGAAUAUAAUUGGCAAGAAAAUGGGUCUGGAACACCUAGAUAUCCUCACCGAGCUCUCCCGGAGGGGAUUUAAACACCUUUUAGCUAAUAUUUUGACAAAGCUCAGCGGCAUGGAUUUAAUAAAUUUGUCUAAAGUGAGCAGACUUUGGAAGAAGAUAGUAGAAACCGAUAAAGGAGCAUCCCAGCUGUACAGCAAAGCCAUGCAGAGAGUCCAUGAAAACAGUAAGUUGUCGCUGCAUGCUUCAACCAGAGGGUACGUUGUGAGCAGAACUGCACUAACUUCUGUUCAGAAGUCAUCGACUUGGACUCCUCCCAGAAAAGAUACUCAAGCCAAUUUGCCCAGUCAGCGUGAUCAGAAGAAAGGUCCUGCCUACAGCCGGCACGGGGAAUUCCUUGAGGUGGCCAAGACGUUAAAAAACAACGAGAGCCUCAAAGCCUGUGUUCGCUGUAAUUUCCCUGCAAAAUAUGACCACUAUUUAGAGCGUGCGACCUGCAAACGGGAAAGCUGUGGAUUUGACUAUUGUACAAAGUGUCUGUGUGAUUAUCAUGUCAACACCAAAGACUGUUCGAAUAGCAAGCUCCUAAAAGCCACCUGUAAAGUGAUGGGCCCUUUGCCUGGAACUAAAAAAAGUAAAAAGAAUUUACAGAGAUUGUGACCCUUAGCACAUCAACUGUAGAAGAUCCUAAGGGCUACUUUUUAAGGAUUGUUAGAUUAUAACUUAAGAAGGUAAAAAUAAAUGUAGGGUGCCAUUUUGUCCCUUUGGGAAGAGAGGAUAUGCAUAUAGCCUCCUAAAACAAUUACAGUUUAAUAUUAAAAAAUUAAAAAUUUUCAUACAAACAGAAAGAUUAAAUUAAGAAAAAGAAACUGGGUAUCUAUUUGUAGUUAGAUGAAAAUAAAAUUGAUUGGAUUUUAUGGCAAGUGAAGGCUGUAAUUUUAUGGAGUCUUUAAAACAGAUGUGAUUCACAGUGUUAGCAUCUGUGAUGCUUUACCAAAUUUGUAUUGUGUCCAUGUCAACUUGAGUCUGUCGAUUUAAAUGUUUGUCUUUGUCAGUAUGAGCCUUUUUCAGUGUGUAAAGUAUUCAUUGUAAAGUCUUGUUUACUUUAUUUCUGGUCUGUUUUAAUGUUUUUAUACUUGUAAAUAUUUCUGUUUUUACGUGCCAAAGAAAAUAAAUAUUCAUAUAACUUUAUUUUGU